Messenger RNA from Ciona intestinalis (vase tunicate), 3463 nucleotides. The record is from RefSeq and is a predicted model, not a curated record. NCBI's taxonomy places the organism in Eukaryota, Metazoa, Chordata, Ascidiacea, Phlebobranchia, Cionidae.
AGCAAAUGUAAUGUAGCUUGUGUUCCUUUUAUAUUAUUCUCGUCUGUAACUAACCUUGCACAGCGAUUAUGGAACGUAAUGAUUUACUAACAGAAUACCAGAUUCAGGAUGAAUAUGAUUACCACAAGCCACCACAAAAAAGCAUAAAGGAGCAGGUAAAGAAAUAUUUCACUUGCGAUUUAAAGCGAGUUAAAAACUUCAUUCUCGGUUUCCUUCCCAUACUAACAUGGCUGCCAAGUUACUCAAUAAGAAAUUACUUGCCAGGUGACGUGAUAGGUGGCAUCACUACUGCUGUAGUUCGUAUACCACAGAGUUUGGCCUAUGGCUUACUUGCUGGGGUGGAUCCAAUUAAUGGAAUGUACACAGCUUUCUUUGCUCCAUUAACUUACACAUUCCUUGGAACCUCUAGGCAUGUUUCUGUUGGUACAUUUGCUGUGAUCAGUUUAAUGUUGGGUUCAGCGUUGGAAAAGUAUUUGACCAAUCACCCUUUUAUUUCACAAAGCAAUCAAACAGUUUAUACUUCAUCUGCAGCAACAGCAACUGCGGGUACUACUGCAAACUCGGGUGCUUUAUCUGCAGAAUUAUCGGCCGAACUAUCUGCCUAUCACCUUUCUAUUAUUGCAUCAGUCACUAUACUUGUUGGGCUUAUACAGGUAGUCCUGGGACUUUUAAAUCUUGGAUUCGUGGCUGUUUUUCUUUCUGACCCACUUGUUGCUGGUUUUACCACGGGUGCUGCUCUGUUUGUGUUCACAGCACAAGUAAAAUAUUGCUUUGGAAUUGACCUGGCAAGGCAGAAGGCACCCUUUGCUCUUGUGAAGACUUACGUUGAGUUGUUCAGUAGAAUCAAAGAAACAAAUGUUGCUGAGAUUGUUCUUUCAUUAGUCACUGUGGUUGUAUUGUAUCCUGUUAAACUACUAAAUGUAAAGUACAAGAAAAAACUUCGUAAUAUCCCAAUUCCAAUUGAAUUAUUUGUCAUCAUUAUAACUACCAUUAUAUCAGCAAAUGUAAAUUUUCAUGCCAAAUAUGGUAUUGACAUAGUGGGGGCAAUUCCUAGUGGGUUACCUGGCCCUUUGCUCCCCGAUGCCUCCAAGUGGCCAUCAUUGAUAAGCGACGCGUUUUCUAUUGCAAUUGUUAGUUUUGCGAUCACUGUGUCUCUAGGAAAGCUGUUUGCGAAGAAGCACGAUUAUGAAAUAUCUCCAAACCAAGAGCUUUUUGCCCUCGGCGUAUCACAAGUGACGUGUGGUUUAUUCCAAGGACACGCGUGUGCUGGUGCACUUGCUCGUAGCACUGUGAAAGAAAGUAGUGGAACAAAAACUCAAUUUUCUGAUGUUAUCUCAUGCUGCGUAAUCCUUCUGGUCCUCCUCUUUAUUGGUCCUCUCCUCUCCCCUCUUCCAAAAGCGACUCUCUCGUGCAUCAUCAUGGUCAACAUCCGAGGUCUCUUUAGACAAGUCCUUCAACUUCCAAAGAUCUGGAGCUUGUGCAAAUAUGACUUUACCGUCUGGUUGCUAACUUUUGUUGCCGUUGCUUUGUUCGGUGUUGACAUUGGUUUGCUGAUUGGUGUUGCUGGGUUGUUGGUUACGGUUGUUCUUCGUGUUUACAAACCUGAGAUUACAGUUCGUGGUGGACUUGGUGAUACUGAGCUCUACAGGGAUAUUGAAAAGUUCAAAAAAGCUCGAGAAAUACAUGGCGUUAAAAUUCUUCGUUUUCCACAAUCUCCAUUUUUUGGGAACAAAGAAGCUCUUCAAGCUCUUGCGGAAGAAACUAUCGCUACCAAACGGAAAUGUGACGCUGAACAAUCACAUACAAGCAUUGGUUCCCACCAUAAUUUAAACAACAUGACCAACCACACCAUUGUGGAUUCACCGGACAGCGAGGCAACCGAUGUCGAAGAAUUACAUUCCUACUCACCCCGACAGCAAGUGACCCUCGUUGACCCAGCCACUGUCAAGUUUCACCCAGGUGAUUCCCCAGAACACGGCGGAGUUCACUUUAACCCCACACACAACUUCCACACGGUUGAGUUCGAUUGCUCGAGGUCGAUCUAGAUGGAACACCAUGGGAAUGGAUUCAAUGAAACAGAUUUGCAAAGAAUUCAUCGCUGCUGGCCUGCAAGUGUAUUUAGCUUCAAUGCAACCUGAUAUCAUGACACGCCUCAUGAAAGUGGGCGUGGUCGCAUCACGUGAUGACGAAGAUGAGGGAUUGGCUACAGUGUUUCCUUCAGUAAGGUUUGCUGUAGAAGCUGCAAAACGACGCGAACGGGAAAUUGCCUAAUAAGUAUUUCGUCUUUUUCUGAUUUCUUAAAAAUUUAGGCAAUUUACUGAAACAGUUGUUAUUAUUCAUCGUAUUUAUAAACACAAAUGCCUAAUCCUCUGAGCUGUACAUUCUAUGCAUUGCUUCAAUUGAUCACAUUUCCAUGGCCAUACACAGUAUAGCAUUCACCUUUAUACUGUCCACACAUAAACCAGAGUUUAUUUCCAAAGUUUCAAAUCUAAUUCAUUUUUUUUCAAUGUAAAUGUCAAUCAUCGCUAUUUGCCUAAGCAUCAUGCUUGAACCUUAUACAAUGUAUUCAAAGUUCUUUACGAAGUUGCUGCUUAUUUAAGCCCCAGGUUUGUGUAUUUGAUGAAGUUUUCCAACCUAUACUCUAUUGGUAAUUUGGAUAAACACUUUUUUUUAAGGUUUUUUUUUCUGUACUUGCUGUUUUUAGAUGUCUAAAAUUCAAAUCUUGGCCACACCAAAAGAAAACCUUAUGUUCUGUUGGUUCUAAAUGAAAGAUUUUGUUUUAGAGUUUUUUCCCAUUUUAUUUCUACAUUGGUGAUCAAAUCAUAGCCUACAAUAUGGUGCAUUUUUAUCAACUAAAAUAUAUAACAAUCCAGAUAUUGUAUGUCACACAAUAUGCAACAUCCUUAAAUUAAAUCAUAAACUGUCAAAGUAAGUUCGAGGCAAGUCCUAACGUCAACAUUGUGUUAUUACUUUACAUUAGCAAAUGUUCUUAACUAUAUUGUCCAAGCAACCACCUCAGCUAGGACAAUUUAGAUAAAACUUAAAAAUGUUUCCUGAAAAUAGCAAAUUUAAAUGUAUUGCAAUAUGCGAGGCUUAAUGGCCUGGUUUUAUUACCUAAAUAUAAAGAUUUUAGCACAGUCUGACAUAACACAUCACCUGACCGUUUUAACUCAUAAGCGUACUGAUUUUUCAUUGAUGAUAAAUUCCAACAAUUUACUGUGCUUUAUAGUACUGGUGACUCUAUUACACAAAAAAACUACAUUGCUUUUUUGGAGAUUUUCAUUCGAGUGUUGUUAUUCCUUAUUUAAUUCCUUGCAGCUUGUUCGCUAUGUAUACUUUGUGCAUUUUAUUUACAUUGUUUUGUCUGGCGGUGUUGAAUUUUGCUUCGAUUUUUUAACAAUAUUAUGUGUACUAUGGUAUUUCAUUCUUUAAGAUUAUAAUUGAAAUAUAAAGGAAACUCAUG